UUUUUUUCACUAAUAACAGGAUGUUCCUGUCACUAGCCAUGUUCAUAUUAUAUAACUAUGACGCUUAUCUAAUGAGGUUUGCUAUUUUGCUGGGUCCUCCAGAAUGAUAAAGUGUCAUGAAUAACACGACUUGACAGGCGGAGGGCCAUAUUAACCUGUUACGGUGACCAAGUCGAGCGGUACAAAACGAGAAGGGACAGUAGUGUUUGAACCCAAAUGAUAUGACUGACGUAUAGAGCGUGGGAGUUGGAUGUGUCGGCAGGGGGCCGGAGAUGCGUACCGUCCAAUGAAAACAUAUUCGGGAGACAAUUAGUAAUUACCUCUGAAGCUGUUGUUUUCUCUUUCCAUUGACGCACUUGCUGGCUGUUUUGGUUUGUGGCUACAGGCUAUACUAAAUUGAUGCCAUUUGUCGUCUUUUGGGAUGCUUGCAGUUUUGCAACAAAAUGGAUGUCAGAAAUAUUUCCAUGUGCUUGGGCUCAUUGAUCGAAGACAGCAGAGAGGCAAACGUCUCAGCGGCGGGAAUCGUGGAGCCGUCCGCCAGGGCUCAGACCGUGUUCGGUGUGCUGAUCCUCCUGGCUGGGCUGACUGGGGUCCUCGGGAACGGCCUGGCUCUGCAAGCUUUUUAUGCGUGUAAGGCCCUGCGAAAACCCAAGCACUACCUGGUGGUGAAUCUGAGCAUCACAGACGGCCUGUUGUGUGUGGUGUUCUGUCCUGUCACAGUCUGGGCAAGCUUCGCACACUCAUGGACGUUUGGGAAACCAGGUCUGGACAUGAUCGGCUUCAGCGUUGGUGUGAUGGUCAUAGUGUUGAUGACCACCCAACUCGCCAUAGCCGUACAGCGACUAGCCGUGUCCAUCAAACCGCUGAAGGCUGCCGUGUACAUCACACACGGCAGGGUGCUGCUCACCGCUGCCACCACAUGGAUCUACUCCGCCCUGCUCAUGCCGCCGCCUCUCCUGGGAUGGAACAGAUUCAUCCUAGAUCACAGUGGCGUCAGUGUAACGUUUGAUUACCUAGCUCGUGACGACCUCUCCAGGUUAUACGUCAUUGUCUUGUUGAUUUUCGCCUUUGCGCUACCGUUAGUCGGCAUAGUCUGUUCUUACAGCUACAUUCUUGUGGCUGUGAGAAGGUCUAGGCAGAAGGCGAAAGUGCCGACGACAGGGUCGACUCGUAAAAGAGAUACGAAGACUGCCGUUGUCGCACUGAGUCUCUCGGCCUUGUUCUGUGCAAGUUGGACACCAUAUGCCAUUGUUGUUCUUUUAAGUCUGUUUAACGUCACUGUUCCUAUUAUCUAUAUCAUGGUUGCUUUUGCCAUAGCGAAGUGUUCAUGCACAGUGAAUCCCUUGAUGUUUGCGUUGACUCUACCUGUGGUCCGACAGUAUUACAAGGAAAAGCUGGACAAAUAUCUCAGAUUGUGAAAAUGUCAGUGUGAAGCCACUUCGUGCCAAGCCCUUGAUGCGGUGGAUAUCAUGUACAUUAAUGUCUUGAAUUGAUGUAUACAAAUGUAUAUGUAUGUACAUUAACGGGGAUUCUGCACAAUGUAUGUAUAUGGACUUUCUUGUGGAAAUCUUUGACAAUAAAAUUUGUAGUUGUCAUUAUGUUUGUCACGGUUUCUUUCGAUGAUAGUGUGAGUGGAUCAAAACUAUGCCCAUGACCUGGUCUUGCACAACUUGUACCAAGUGUACAAAACUGAUGUGCUACUGGUCUAAAAGUGGCACAACGUACGAGCAAAAAAUAAACAUAAUUAUCUCCGGAAAAAUACAAAAGUAAUGUAACAUUAGAGAUGACUGACUUCCUGCAUGGAAUUACUUACAGUAAUCUUCUCUCUAGAGAAUGUGAGGUAGCAUUCACUGAUCACAUGACACAUUUCCGCCCUUCUUAAUGCUCUGAACCCACUGACAGUUUGAGGACACACUUCGAGCAAAGUUUAGAUUCUAUCAAUCAGAAGUGUCUCCAAUAUGCAAGUUAGGCUGAAACUCAUCCUCCCUGCUAUCGGAAUGGUAUGAUCGGUACUUUCAGCCAAUCAGAGCCGUGGUUGAACACUGUUAUGGGGAUCACAUCCCCAUUUGUUUCAUGUAACCAUCAUCAACAUACCUCAUGUCAAAGACUUGCGUCUGUGGGAUUAGUUUUCAUUCUUUUGAUUUCAAGGAGUAAAGUUUCUAUGAAUAACAUCUUGACCCAGAUUGAACAGGCAAUAAUCGAAACUUUAACAGGUUUUUAUUCAUCCCUGUUGAUCAGCUAGCUAUCUAGGGGGCUGAUAAAUUGAUAUAUGGGUGUCAAUGUUCCCUAACUGUUAUCUAAAAUACUGUUUUUUACAUCUUGUCUUUUUCAUAUUCUUUUCAAACUUACCUAAAACAUUAUAAAUCAGGACUUUGGCACUUCAACUACUUUCUACAUGUACGUGUAUAUCAGGUUUUUUACACAUUAAUCAUGGUAAUUCCAAUAAUUUUUGUCUUUGUAAAAAUAAAACAUUUUAUUGCCAACACCCAGGCUUUAAUGCAAUCUUUGUCUUCACACUGAUGAAUAACCAAUGACAACUGGACCAAUGAUUUUGAUUUUGCUGUGAGUUUCUUUGUACUGUAUGAGAGUAGUGUAGUGGUCUGUUCCAACUUCCAAGUAGUAGGUAACUGUACCAAGCAUUAAAAUGAUAUAUUCAAAAUGCAGAAUGCUUACACUAGAUGAUUAAGCCAAGGGCCGUCUGUGUUUAAAACUUCAUGAAACUCUAUUAUCAUUCAGGCUUUACCUGUGGGAAAUACAAGAGAAACUCUAUAGCAUAUCUAAAU
Branchiostoma floridae (Florida lancelet) is the source of this 2783-nucleotide messenger RNA. RefSeq names its product rhodopsin, GQ-coupled-like. Gene Ontology annotation, biological process: G protein-coupled receptor signaling pathway. The transcript is spliced from 3 exons. NCBI's taxonomy places the organism in Eukaryota, Metazoa, Chordata, Leptocardii, Amphioxiformes, Branchiostomatidae. Gene Ontology annotation, cellular component: membrane. Gene Ontology annotation, molecular function: G protein-coupled receptor activity. The record is from RefSeq and is a predicted model, not a curated record. Bases 444 to 1418 code for a protein of 324 amino acids.